CAGCAGCAGCAGCAGCAACAGCAGCAGUAGCAGCAGUAGCAGCAGCAGCAGCAACAGCAGCAGCAGCAACAGCAACAGCAAUACUAAAUCACACUCACCAGUAUAUCUACAGCACCAACACCUGGGGUAAUUGUGUCCCUGUAGCCUAGUACCAAUGGAGCCACCAGCACCGAAAGAAGUAGUGGAAGCCACCUCCACCCACAACUUUAAGCCCAAAUUCGACAGGAAAUUCGAACGCCAAGAAUGCGAAAUUACAACGCAAGAGGUACAACGAAGCCAUUGUAGGCGGGGUAUAAUGAGCUAAACCUCACUUUUUCGUAGUAACUAUAGGGUAAGCACUGUUAGGCAAGCACCAGGCGUAGCUACGGCCUUACAUGCUCUCGUAGAAGGGGAACGAAGCGGCACAGCUGAAUAGAAAAGCCUACAUGCGUGUGAUGGUCGAGGUAGUGUCAGGAGAAAUGACACUGGAGGCAUUAGAGUGACGGCAGCAAAUGUAGCGAUAACAGGAGCAGGAGCAGUAGUAACUACAAUAGUGCUAACAACAGCAGCAGAUACAACAGCAUCAAUAAUAACAACAGUAGCAGCAACUACAACAGUAACAACAGCAGCAGUAAUUACAGUAGUACCAACAACAACAAAAACGGCGCCAACAAUAGUAUCAAUAACAGCAGCUGCUUCAAAAGUAACAAUAACAGCAGCUGCUUCAAAAGUAACAAUAACAGCAGACAUUGCAACAACAUUAAAAGCAGUAGUAACAACAACAAUAACAGCAGCUGUAACAUACAAAACAGCAGCAUCCAAAUACGUGUAACAUCAACUACUUCAAUGAGCAUACGUAUCAACAUCAGCACUAACUACACCAAAAACAGCUGCAGCGCCAACAUUGUCAGGUGAAACUCUAGCAAUAGCACCAACCACACUCUCAGAUCAACGAACCUUUUCUCCUACUUCGUUGAUAGACAUAUACAAUAAUGGCCAAGACUAUUGGUACAUAUCUACGAUAAUAGUCAGGGUUAUUGGUAGAUUUCUAUGAUAAUAGUCAGGGUUAUUGGUAGAUUUCUACGAUAAUAGUCAGGGUUAUUGGUAGAUUUCUACGAUAAUAGUCAGGGCUAUUGUGUAAAUCACAUCUACGGCAGUCACUGACAGCAUAACAGCCUCCACAUAACCAACUGCGCCACCACCUCCAUCAUUACCAACAUCGUCACCACCAUCUUCAGCACCAUCUCCAGCACCAUCUCCAGCACCAUCUCCAGCACCAUCACCACCGUCUACAGGGUCUCCAGCACUGUCACCAUCUUAUCCAGCACAACAUGUCUACAAGUGGCUGCCCUGGGCAGCGUAUAGGCCUCUGGUGGAGGCCGAUUGUCUUUACCGUCUGGCUCACUCUGCACGUUGGCCACGUCUUAGUAUCAGGUGUGUCAGGAGGAGCCCCAACCCGAACUACAGCAGGAGGUGGAUUCACAACCGCAGAAGAUAUGAAGGAGGAGCGGGUGCUUGUGCUGCAGAAGUCUGGUACGCCCUCACCAGAGAGUUAUGUCCGUCUAGUCACGCCCUUCCCUAGACUAGACUCUUUCACCAUCUGCUACAGGAUCAGGCUCGUCAGAUUUCGGGAGGAAUCGACACUAAUGUCCUACGCUUUUUCUAUUGACCGGGAUAAUGAAUUUAGGAUAGACCAUCGUGAGGAAGAGUACAAGGUGUCGAUCCAGGAGUACUGGGCGGCCACGAAACUCGUCACACCCCUACGUUCCUGGACCCAUUUCUGCUUCUCCUACCAAAUGGAGAACGCCUCCUGGACCAUCUACCUGAACGGUGAACGGCGAGAUGAGGGGACCUUCCCUGCGCACACGUCCUCCUUGCAGACUGGGGGCGCCUUUGUCAUCGGCCAGGAGCAGGACACUGUGGGCGGAGGGUUCCAGCGAGACCAGAGCUUCUGUGGCGAGAUUACUCACCUCAACAUAUGGGGCGAGGUGCUCCAUCCCCUCACCAUACAGCAGGUGGCGGCUUGCGAGGAGGGUCGUCCAGGUGACCUGUUGUCUUGGGCCACGUCAUCUGAGUUGUGGCAGGUCAACGGAGAGGCGACCUGGGAGAUGAGGUCACGAGUCGACCUCUGUCGGCCCACCGGAAGAUUCCUCACGGUCUUUCCAGACCCGGUCACCUUGGAUCAAGCGAAGCGCUUGUGUCAGGUGGCUGGCGGGAGGGUGUUAGUGCCUAGUAACCCUCAGGAAAAUUCGUGGGUGUACCAGAGAACGCAGAACAUGUUUUCUCAUUGCUCCGGGGGAAUGGGCGCGAACUUCCUAUGGCUUGGGGCUUCUGACGCCGUCCACGAGGGACUCUGGACCUACCUGGACACUACCCUGGCCAUCCCGUGGGCGGGGCCCUGGAGGGGCGACGGGCCCAACGGAGGUACUCAGGAGAACUGUCUGGUGAUGCUCAAUGGCGAAUUCCCCGCUCAGUGGUCCGACAUUACUUGCCUCGACAGCUACUCCUUCUGCGUCCCCUGCGAGUUCAACCAACUGGAGACCAUAUACCUCAAGGGUCCCGCCGUGUGCCCUAACUCACCCUUCAACUAUCAGUACGUGUUGGUGGACGAACGUGGCACCAGCCGCCCCUCCCUCGCUGGGUUCUACCACUCUGACAUCUUCUGGCAAAACAGCUCCUGGUUCCUCCAGUCUCUCAAGGCUGGCGAGGUGUCAGCCUGGUGGACGCCGGGGAAGGACGGCAUGUACCCCUUCGGGACGCGGCCCUGGACGCUGGGCGCGGAGGUGUGUGGCAUGAACCCCGGCACUGUCGUCAACCUCACCCUCUCUGUCUGUAAAGAAGGAGAGUUCACUUGCGCCGAUGGUUCCUGCAUCGACCUGGCGAAGCGCUGCGAUUUGCGCAUUGAUUGCCCCGAUGACAGCGACGAGGCAGUUUGUUCCAUACUGGACAUUCCUCAGGGGUAUCGUACUGUCAUUCCUCCUCCCCCAAUCAACGACUCCCAGUCGCUACACGUCUCUUUCAGCAUAAAAGUAAUUUCCUUCCCUACUAUCGCCACGCAGGAUCUCCGCUUCACGGCCACCCUACAGCUAAGACUUCGCUGGAAGGACACGCGCCUCAAUUUUCAUAACCUGAAGAAGGAUCGAACUCUCAACCUCCUGUCUCGGGAGUCCGUCGAAGAUAUCUGGACUCCACUGGUGUUCUUCAGCAACGCCUUAGGCAACGUGUUUACCAACCUCGAACUGGGGUCUCGCGUAGAGUGUGUUCGCGAGGGACCGUCUGAACCUGGGCCUCACCACUUACCUGACGAAGUGAACGUGUUUUCCGGGCAUGAGAACAGCUUGGAGAUGAGCCAGCUUUACACUGCCUCUUACAGCUGUGACUUCGAUCUCAUCCGUUUUCCUUUCGACUCUCAGGUGUGUCGGUUGAGGUUCGCUCUGGUCUCCGCUGCGGCCUCCUUCAUGGUCAUGGACCCGCACCUGGCCACCUACAUCGGCCCCAAGUACCUGGUUGAGUACGAGAUCGGCGACAUCACCAUGCACCGCCAGGAGGAGGACGGAGGAGGAGAGAGCGAGUUCUCUACCAUAGAGGUGGAGGUGAGGUUCAUCCGUCGGUACACCUUCUACCUCCUCACCCUCUACAUCCCCACCACCUUCCUCAUCGUCAUCGCCUACGCCACCUUCUUCUUCCACCCGGACGACUUUAACUCGCGCAUCACCGUGGCCAUCACCUCCCUGCUGGUGUUGACCUCCCUCUUCACGCAGACGUCAAAUGCGCUGCCCAAGACGUCUUACUUCAAGAUGAUCGACGUGUGGCUCUUCUUUUCAAUCGUCGUCAUAUUCUUGGUCAUCUUACUGCAGACUCUCAUCAACUUCUCCAAGCCAGCGCCCUCUGCCACCACCACCACCCAUCACAACUCAUGGGCGGCCAGAAUGGCAAGUAAGUUGAUGUACGGGCAAGUCAGGACUUCGCAAAGAUCACCCCCAGUCAAUUCAGGAGCUGAUGAAGGGGAAGAGACAUCUUUCAGACGGGACCCUCGCCUUCAGGAGAACCACGCCGGCCUCCGCUACACGAACAACGACGCUUCUAGUUCUUCAGAGACUCGUUCUAAUUUCCCGAAGAGCGAGAAUAUUAUCUACGAACGUGCAAGUUUACGUCAGCGGGACAAACAGGAAGAGGACGCCCAGCGACAGAAUGUGAAGACCGGCCAGAAAGGGCGGGAAAGUCGGCCGCGCGCGGUAUUUGGAUCUUGGUUUCCUCCUAAAAACGAUCAGGACGGCGUCAAUAUGUCGCUGAUGGUAAAGAGUAGGAUCCUGAUUCCCGUGAUAUUCGCUUUGUUUAACAUAUGCUACUGGGGUAUCGCCUUUAUUUAGAGUAAUAUGUAUAUAUGACAAGUGGUGGUGUACGGCCAACACCUGUAGUUCGGUGUUGGCCGUAAGUCCGCAGCCACGGUCUACAGUUAUCGAAACAGCUUGAAUACACCUGAAUCGCAUUGAAUUCUCACUAGACAUGCUCCCAUUCCUUAAGGUUUGUCUAACAGUUUUAGAUAAGUCCGUUCAUCCCAAAUUAGUGAUGAGUAUUCAAUGAUAAAUGAUAGAUCGUAGUUCGUGAGUGGUAAUGUGUUAAACACGCCUCUGCAUCAAUGGGAUUUACGACCCUUCUUAGGCAUGCAAAUCUCCUGCGGUAUUUAGCUGCUACAUCUAUCAUUGCUACAUCUAUCACACCUACACCUAUCACUGCUACAUCUAUCUAGAGCUAAUAUAUAAAUUGAUAAUUUGUAUGUCAAGUUACUAAAGUCAGAUUAUCAUUAUUAUUACCAAUCGUAUUUUUAUUAUCGUAUUAUCGUAAUUUCUUAUUAUUAAGGAGUGUCCGGCUGCGUUCGGGUCUCUUUCCCCUCUUUCCCUUCUCUCUGCCUUUCUUCCUCCCCCCCUCGCCACCUUCUCUCUCAAUCCCCC
Messenger RNA from Procambarus clarkii (red swamp crayfish), 4931 nucleotides. The record is from RefSeq and is a predicted model, not a curated record. NCBI's taxonomy places the organism in Eukaryota, Metazoa, Arthropoda, Malacostraca, Decapoda, Cambaridae.